Molecule: messenger RNA, 2463 nt
Organism: Cladocopium goreaui
Lineage: Eukaryota; Dinophyceae; Suessiales; Symbiodiniaceae
Source: the annotation of a GenBank genome assembly
AUGCAAGCUUUCGCAUUGAGAAGUUCGAUCCAAUCCCUCGGCAUCGCCGCCGUGGCCACUUCGGUAUUGGCGAUGGGUUCUCUUUGCCUGGGAGACGACAUGCUGGACGGGCAGCCCGGACUGCUGAAGCGUGAGUUUGUUUACGAACAAGGUCCCCCGCCGCGAUGCCAUGCCUCGACCUUAGCCGAAUCGGGCGAUGCCCUGGUGGCCGCGUGGUUCGGUGGCACCGACGAAGGACACGACGAUGUGGGUAUUUGGGUUUCCCGCAAAACCGGCGACGGAUGGUCGAAGCCCGUCGAGGUGGCCAACGGGGUGCAACACGCCGACAAGCGUUACCCCACCUGGAACCCGGUACUGCACCAGGCAAGUGAUGGCCCGCUGUUGCUUUUCUACAAAGCCGGACCCAACCCGCGGGAAUGGUGGGGCAUGCUGAUGACCUCCGACGAUCACGGCAAAACCUGGAACGAACCCUGCCGCCUGCCUGAAGACAUCGCUGGGCCGAUCAAGAACAAGCCGGUUGAACUGGCCGACGGCACCCUGCUCUGCCCUUCAAGCACCGAGGACCAAGGUUGGCGGGUGCACUUCGAACUGACGAAAGAUAACGGCCGCACCUGGAAACACGUCGGGCCAAUCAACGAUGGGAAAGAGUUCGGCGCGAUCCAGCCGACCAUCUUGAUUCACGAAGAUGGACGACUGCAGGCGCUGUGCCGCACCCGACAAAAAAAGAUUUCACAAUCGUUCUCCAGCGAUGGCGGACUGAACUGGGACGCGAUGACGGCCAGCAGCUUGCCGAACAACAACUCGGGCCUCGAUGCCGUGACGCUCGACGAUGGUCGGCAUAUGCUCAUCUACAACCACACAACCCGGGGCCGUUCGCCGUUGAACUUGUCGGUCUCCGAGGACGGGGUCGAGUGGAAGGCUGCCUUGGUGUUGGAGAACGAGCCGGGCGAGUACUCUUACCCCGCAAUUAUUCAAACGUCCGACGGCCUGGUACACGCCAUGUACACCUGGAAGCGGGAUUUGAUUCGCCACGCGGUGAUCGACCCCAAGAAGCUCGAACUGCGGGAGAUGAACGCAGGCGAAGCCUGGUACCGCUCGAAUCAGACCCAACCGACGCGGAACCAGCCGUGGUAUCACCUGCUGGUACACGAGACGGAGACCACCACGUACGCAGCCCAGGGCAACCUGGCCCCCGACCCGUGCGACGAACCGAUUGAGCAUCCGUUGGUAGGUAUGUUCUUCGAUGCCUUCGCCGACGGAUCGUACGAACGCAACGAAACCAACGUGAGCAUGAAGAAGCUUUCGAUCGUUGUUGUGCUGGGUUUGGUAUCGGCUGCUCUCACCCCGAACGCGCAAGGCGAGGGUCUUCAAUUCGACAAGCGGAUGUUGCUGCUCAGCCCGAACGAAGGCUGUUGCCUGGCCGAUGUGAAUAACGAUGGACAGCAAGACAUCGUGGCCGGUACGCACUGGUUUGCCGCCCCCGAUUUCAGCCCCCGCCCGUUGCGGAACAUUCGCGAGUUCCAGAACGACUUCCUGGCCAACAACGGUGAUCAUGCGUACGACGUGAACGGCGACGGUUGGGUCGACAUCAUCUCGGGCGAGUGGAUGGGCGAUGAGAUCUACUGGUACGAGAACCCCAAGGCCGAAGCCCUGGCCAAGGGCCUGCAAUGGACGCCGCACCUGCUGAAGAAAACCCGCGGCGAGAACGAGGCCUUCUUUCUGAAGGACCUGGACGGCGACAACGUGCCCGAGUUCAUUGUCGAUAGUUGGGUCGACGAUGCCCCGCUGGUGUGCUGGAAGCUGAUCGCGGGUGAGAACUCAGAACCGACGCUGGAACGGGUGCAGCUCGGCCGCCGCGGUUGUGGGCACGGGAUGGCCUUCGGCGAUGUGAACGGCGACGGGCGGGAAGACAUUCUCGUGAAGGUCGGUUGGUACGAACGGCCCGAGGGUGAUCCGCUGGCCACCGAGUGGAAACUACACCGCGACUGGGAUCUCGCGCACGGGCCGACGCCGUUCCUGGUGGUCGACCUGAACUCCGACGGUCGCAACGACUUGAUCUGGGGCGUGGGGCACGACUAUGGGCUGUACUGGUUCGAGCAACUUCCGCCCGACGGCGGUGUGACCCGCUGGCAGCGACACCUGAUCGACCGCGAGUACGCCCAGACGCAUACGCUGGUGUGGGUCGACCUCGACGGUGACGGCAGCAACGAACUGAUCACUGGCAAGCGCGUCCGUGGCCACGCCGGCAACGACCCGGGGGGUCGCGAGCCGGAGUGCCUGUAUUACUACGAAUGGGAUCCCGAGUCCGAAAAGUUCACCCGCCACACCAUCAGCCCGCCCGGCGGCGGAGUGGGCACCGGCAUGCAAAUCAACACCGCCGACCUCAACGGCGACGGACGCCUCGACAUCGCCGUAGCCGGCAAGUCCGGCACGUGGCUGUUGUUGAACGAAGGCGCGAAGUAG